UUGCAAACAAAAUUAUACCAACAAACAAAUUCAGAGAUACAAAAGUUAUGAAUAGAUAAAUCCUUUUUUAAUUUAUAAUCCUUCCUCAAUAAUGGAUAAAAUAGUCUUAACACAUAAUUUCAACCAAUGUCGUACAUGUCUGAAUAGAGGCCAUAAUUUGCAAUCUCUUGAAGAAAUGACUCAAAUUGAAACAGCGCAAAACAUAUCGUAUGCAUUUGUAUUAAACGAAGUGGCUAAAAUAAAUGUUUCAUUAGAUGAAGAUAUGAGAAAUGAAAUGCCUCAUUCCAUUUGUAAUUGCUGCAUACAAAAAUUAAAAUCUGCCUAUGCUUUCAUACGGCAAGCUAAAAAUGCUAAUGAGCAACUAUGCUCACUGCACAGCCACAAUCAAUCCUUGGAUUGCUUACAAGAAUCCGAAAUAGACAUUAAUGCGUGUCUAGAGAUAAAAUUGGAAAAUGAAAAGGCGGCAAUUUCAGAAGAAAGCAAACAUGAACAUGAUAAUGCUCCAACGCCAGAAAGUAUACAUGGACAACAAGUGCAUGCAAUUCAAACUUCUGAAGAAAAUGAGUUACAAUUACAGAUAGAUCUUCACUGUGGGCCCUAUCAGGAUUCUGAUUCAUCAGAAGAGCAAUUGGAUGAUGAACCCUUUCAAGAUGCAUUGCCAAAUGAUUAUGAAGAACCAGCAAAAACUUAUAAGAAAAAACAUAUUACAAAAGAUGAAGAUAAUAUAGCAGUGCCAUGCUUAAAGUGCAAUAAAAUUUUUAAUAAUUCAAAAGAGCUAACACGACACCUGCGAAAUACCCACCUGCCUGAAGAUCAGAAAUGUGCAUGUCCAUUAUGUGGCAUAAAAUUUACUCGUCCCUGCAAUAUGUACAAACAUAUGCGUACGCUGCAUGACCCAGAACAAGUUAGGCCAUUAUUGCCUGGAAAGGAGAAACCCUUUCAAUGUGAAAAAUGUCCCCGUAGAUAUACACAAAAAAGACAAUUGAAUUGUCACAUCAAGGACAAACACAAAAACGGAGAGGAGUCGAAAAACGAAUCUUUCAAAAGCACACCAAGUGAUACAAAAAAGAAAUCUGAAGUAAGACCACUUUGUUUUGUAUGUGGCAGUUCAUUCUCAAACAAAGCACAUCUAAUUGUACACAUGACCCGCCAUACUGGCGAAAAACCUUUUCAAUGCGAUUUAUGUGACAGAGCGUUUCCUCGUAUAUCAGACUUGACCUGCCACCGGCGAAUACACACAGGCGAAAAACCGUUUAAAUGUAAGCUAUGCGAAAAGGCCUUUAGAGUGUCCACAAAGUUAGCCACUCACAUGCGUUCACAUACCAACGAAAGGCCUUAUAAAUGUAAACAAUGCGAACGCACUUUUAAAUAUUCCAAGGAUUUGAAUAUACACAACAGGGUUCAUACGGGUGAGAGGCCAUAUUGCUGCACAGUGUGUGGCAGCACAUUUACACAAAGUAAUUCUCUAAAGGCACAUCGUACGAAAUUGGGUCAUAUGGAUGAAGAGCCAUCAUCGUUAAUGCAUUUUAUAAGUUAAGCCAUUUGAAUAUGGCAUGUUCCAUAAAAGAAUAAAACUAAUACUACAAAUCGUU
This is a messenger RNA of Stomoxys calcitrans (stable fly), 1592 nucleotides long. RefSeq names its product zinc finger protein 436. Bases 92 to 1537 code for a protein of 481 amino acids. Gene Ontology annotation, biological process: regulation of transcription by RNA polymerase II. NCBI's taxonomy places the organism in Eukaryota, Metazoa, Arthropoda, Insecta, Diptera, Muscidae. The transcript is spliced from 2 exons. Gene Ontology annotation, molecular function: DNA-binding transcription factor activity; zinc ion binding; RNA polymerase II cis-regulatory region sequence-specific DNA binding. The record is from RefSeq and is a predicted model, not a curated record. Gene Ontology annotation, cellular component: nucleus.